AUGAGUAGAAUUGUCACACUAAGACUUUAUGGCACAUUGAAUGCGUUCAAGGUGUUUCCCAAGACGAUUUCCGGCGCAAAAUGGGUCUGGGACGUGGAUUUACGAAACCUGAGGAAGGAAUACCGAGCAUUGCAAGCCCAGGAGCACCCAGACACGAACGCUAACACGGACUCCAAUAGAAGCUCGGAGCUCAAUCAUGCAUAUCAAACUUUGAGACAGCCGCUACUUCGGGCCCAGCAUAUCCUAAAGACUCAAGCUGAAAUGGACCUUAAUAACGAGCAAAGCGCCCAGGACAUCGCACAGCGGGAUCCUAAUUUACUUAUGAGAGUGCUGGACGUACACGAGGAGCUGGAGACAUUGGCAAGUGAGGAGGACGUCAAACAGAUUGCGUCAGAUAAUCAGGCCAGAAUGCGAGAUCUGGAACAGAAAUUGGGCGAUGCCUUCCAGUCUCAAGAUUGGAACCUUGCAGCCCAGCUAACAGUGGAACUCAAAUAUUGGUCCAAUUUAGAUAAAGCCAUCAAAGAAUGGGAGCCCGGCACAAGGUUGGAACUCGAUCACUAG
Molecule: messenger RNA, 561 nt
Organism: Lachancea meyersii CBS 8951
Lineage: Eukaryota; Fungi; Ascomycota; Saccharomycetes; Saccharomycetales; Saccharomycetaceae
Source: the annotation of a GenBank genome assembly